Drosophila mauritiana is the source of this 198-nucleotide messenger RNA. RefSeq lists its product as uncharacterized. The coding region runs from base 1 to 198 and encodes 65 amino acids. Lineage: Eukaryota; Metazoa; Arthropoda; Insecta; Diptera; Drosophilidae. The record is from RefSeq and is a predicted model, not a curated record. The transcript has 2 exons.
AUGUCAGGCCAAAAGUUAUUGUUCAUUGCUCUGCUCAGCCUGAUGAUGACAGUGGCCUGGACUUUGCCCACUCAGUCAUUGAGUGUGACGAACACAUCGUCGGCGAGAAAGCAACUCAUCAAGGAAUUUGUGGCUAAGGUUCAAGAAUUAAUAAAGAUCUUAAUGCAAGAUUUGUUGAAACUUCCGGUCACGAGAUAG